Heterobasidion irregulare TC 32-1 is the source of this 1014-nucleotide messenger RNA. RefSeq lists its product as uncharacterized. The record is from RefSeq and is a predicted model, not a curated record. Bases 1 to 1014 code for a protein of 337 amino acids. The transcript is spliced from 8 exons. NCBI's taxonomy places the organism in Eukaryota, Fungi, Basidiomycota, Agaricomycetes, Russulales, Bondarzewiaceae.
AUGAGCGUUCACCCAGAUUCCUUCGAUCUGGGGCCCUUCACCGCUCCUCGUCUGUGGACGGGGCUGUGGCAACUCUCCAGCACCGCAUGGGGCACUGCGUCAGCAGCCAAGAUUCGCCAGGGCAUGGCUAGGCAUGUGGAACAGGGAUAUACAGCUUUCGCGGACCAUUAUGGGAGCGCGGAGAUUCUCUUUGGACAAUUCAGGGAGUCACUCCCGCCGUCACAGAACGUGAUAGGAGCCACGAAAUGGUGUGUUUUUAAACAAACAGAUCCAUCCCGCGGUGUCGUGGAAAGCGCCGUUCGAGAGCGCAUGACCCGCAUGCGAACGCAGCGCAUCGAUCUUUUGCAGUUCCACUGGCAGAACUACAGUGAUAAAGGUUAUAUGAAGGCACUCCGUCACCUGCAAGACCUCCAACAGGAGGGUCUUAUCACCACUUUGGGCUUGUGUAACUUUGACACGAUCAGAACCGAUGAAAUCUGCACUCAGCUAGGCCCAGGUUCAAUUAUCACCAAUCAAGUGCCGUUUUCUCUGAUUGAUACUAGGGUGCUCCACGGGAUGGCCGAUGUGUGUGAGAAGCACGACCUCAAGCUUCUGACCUAUGGCUCCUUGUGCGGAGGGUUUCUCUCUGACGCCUGGUUAAACAAACCGGAGCCCGACCCAUACUCUGGAUCCCUGACGCCGUCGCAGCGGAAGUACCUCGAUGUCAUAUUAAAGGUCUGGGGAGACUGGCAGCUCUUCCAGACCCUCCUCUCUGUUCUUCGUUCCAUCGGCGACCGCCACAGGAACGCCAGUAUAGCCAACGUGGCUACAAGAUGGGUGCUUGAUCACCCAUUUGUCGGGGCUAUCCUCGUCGGGACACGGUUGGGCGUGUCAGAGCACCCGGAUGAUAAUCGAAAUGUCUUCCGGUUUCAAUUAACCCAGGAAGACAGGGAUGACAUCGAGUCCAUAUUGGAUCGGUCUACGGGACGCAAAAUGAUCACCUUGAUCGGAGAUGUUGGAGCAGAAUAUCGGUGA